AUGCCGGGCCAGGAAGGCACCGUCCGGGGAGGAGUUCUGCAACACGCGCAACCCCUGCCUCACAACACGCGCCCGCGCGGCACUCCGCUGCUGACGGCAUUAGAACUCUUAAGGUCGCAAAAUGAGACGAAGAUUCCCCCAGGAGUGUGGGGAACUCACAGGCCUCCAGCAACUGUUUGUCCAGAUGCAGAUGAAGUUAACAAGAUCCUUGCUCAAAGUAACCUGCGAUAUCCAGAUUUAUCCCUUUCUCCUAUUGUUGUAGAUAAACCAAGACGACAAGGAGUGGAUGAUUUCUACUAUGCUUGCCAGCUCUUUAGAGAUCAAUAUAAAGACAAUACUGGGAAGUUGCAUCCUCUGGAUUACUUCCAAGAUUCAGAAAUUAUUUGGCAGUGUCCUCCUAACAUGACCACAGCCUACAUAAAACAGCCAGUUUGUUACCCUCGCUACCUGAAACCACCAGUACUUGCAAGAUCACUACCCCAUUCUGAAGAGUGGCCAUCGUUGGCAACACAGUCUCUUGCUGGCAAAGCCUAUCGUCAUCAUGAUACAGUCUAUUUG
Gryllus bimaculatus (two-spotted cricket) is the source of this 558-nucleotide messenger RNA. The record is from the annotation of a GenBank genome assembly. NCBI's taxonomy places the organism in Eukaryota, Metazoa, Arthropoda, Insecta, Orthoptera, Gryllidae.